Messenger RNA from Cornus florida, 984 nucleotides. Its product is annotated as SUMO-conjugating enzyme SCE1-like. Gene Ontology annotation, molecular function: SUMO conjugating enzyme activity. Gene Ontology annotation, biological process: protein sumoylation. Lineage: Eukaryota; Viridiplantae; Streptophyta; Magnoliopsida; Cornales; Cornaceae. The record is from RefSeq and is a predicted model, not a curated record. Bases 251 to 733 code for a protein of 160 amino acids. The transcript is spliced from 5 exons. Gene Ontology annotation, cellular component: nucleus.
UUGUCCUUUGAUCGAAUCUGCACCGUACGAUUACUCAGUCCCACCAUCCAAUACUAUUUACCCUUUUAUUUAUUUAAGGGCGACUGUGUGCGUGUGGUGUGGCGAACAAAGGGACUUCAGGAGCAGCCGAGGAGGACGAGAGAGAGAGAGAGAGAGAGAGAUAGGGCUGCUCUUGUUCUUCUGUAAAAAUUAUAUAUAUAAAUAUAAUUAUAUAUAUAGAAUAGAGAAUUUUAGAGAGAGAAACUGAAGAAUGUCUGGAGGUAUUGCGCGUGGCCGUCUCGCCGAGGAGCGAAAAGCAUGGCGGAAGAAUCACCCUCAUGGUUUUGUUGCAAAGCCAGAGACUCUUCCCGAUGGUUCAGUGAAUCUGAUGGUGUGGCAGUGCAUAAUCCCUGGUAAGGCCGGGACUGACUGGGAAGGUGGCAACUAUCCACUUGCACUGCACUUUAGUGAAGACUACCCUAGUAAACCACCAAAGUGUAAAUUCCCCCAAGGCUUCUUCCACCCUAAUGUCUACCCAUCUGGAACUGUUUGCCUAUCAAUUCUCAAUGAAGACAGUGGUUGGAGACCAGCCAUUACAGUGAAGCAAAUUCUUGUUGGCAUCCAGGAUUUGUUGGACCAGCCCAAUCCUGCAGACCCUGCUCAGACGGAAGGAUACCACCUCUUUAUCCAGGAUUCUGUGGAGUACAAGAAAAGGGUUCGGCAGCAGGCAAAGCAAUAUCCACCUCUGGUCUAAAUGCUAACCUGGCAUUUUUAGAGAUUGUUGAUGCUUGGUAAUUGUCAGGUUGCCCUUAUGUAUGGUUGGACUGCAUUUUAUUUUUUAUAUAUAUAUAUUUUUCCUGGAUUAUAAUCAACUUCUGUUGAUGUAUGACAACAGAACAACCAGCCAAUGAUGCUAGUAAUUGUGCAUUUUAUUGAUGAACCGGUCUCGAUUUUAUGUCAGAACAUCUUUAUAGUGUGAUUAUAUUGUCUCUGAUUUCUUAAAAA